AUACAUUCAUCCAAUUAUCAUUCUACGCGCACAACAGAGUCAAUUGCGUUGCUUCGGUAAGAGGCGCAAUCGUGUCGUACAAAAAAUUCGCGAGAGCACACGGGGGAGUCGUUGACACAUUCCACGAAGCAAAAGUCGCCGUAAUUAUCAUUGUUCACGGCAACUCACGAUCAUUUCUGCCUGCAAGUGAAUUCAUCGGCCUCUGUCUCUCUCUUUCGCUCUUUUCUCCAUCUCUCUUUCUUUCUCGUUCGCGAUGCACUCGGGCAGGCGGCGAGCGGUAAACAGAGAUAAGGCCUCGCGCGAGAAGAUAUCGAGUUUUUUUCGGCCUCGCCGACUCAGUGCAGUCGAGAGUCGCAGUGCAAGCUGGGCGAAAUGUAUCGAAACUUGAAAGUCGCGACGAGCAGUUGCUCCGAUGGUCUGAUCCUGUGGACGAGGGAGCUGCGGAGGCUCUAUCGCAGUGCCGCUGCGGGAGUUUACGGCCACAGGGAGCGACAGCCACGUGAUUAUCAAGUCGACAAAGCCGAUCUGGAGCUGCGUGCGAAGAACAGCAACUUUUACCGACUCGUCAGCGCUUAUCGAGAAUUCGGCCACAAGCAGGCCGAUAUAGAUCCGAUACGGCCAACCAGACCCGUCCCUCUAGCCGAGCUCAACGCCUCGAGAUACGGAUUGAAGGAGAGCGACCGCGUCCCGUUGCGAGGUUUACUGGCCGGCGAAAAUGACGAGUCGAGCAGCCUCGCCGGAGCCUUGGACGUGUUGGGCCGCCUCUACUGCGGCACCAUGUCGGCCGAGUUCAGCCAUCUCGAGACGGAGGAGGAGCGCGAGUGGUUUGCUCGGAAUUACGAAGCCAUCCAUCGGGAGCCGCUCGACGACGAGACCAAACGCGCCAUAGCCCGAGAGAUGCUCAAGAGCCAGGCGUUCGAUCGCUUCCUCGCCGUGAAAUUCGUCAGCGUCAAGCGCUACGGUGGCGAGGGCGCCGAGAGCAUGAUGGCCUUCUUCCACGAGCUCUUCGAGCUUUCGACCAGGAGCUCGCUCCGAGAGCUGGUCCUCUGCAUGGCCCACCGUGGCCGGCUCAACUUCCUCACGGGCAUGAUGAACUUCCCGCCGGAGAAGCUGUUUCGCAAGCUGCGGGGCUUGGCCGAGUUUCCCGAGGACGCCAAAGCGACCGGCGACGUUAUCAGCCACUUUGUCGCCCACACCGAACUCCAGUGCAACGGCGAGGAUAAGCUGAGCGUCGGUAUGCUCUACAAUCCGUCGCACUUGGAGGCCGUCAAUCCGGUCGCCAUGGGCCGAACUCGCGGACUCCAGCAGGUCCACCGAGACGGCGAUUACGCGGACGCCGAAGCCUCCAGGUGGGCCGACAAGGUCCUCAACGUGCAGAUUCACGGCGACGCGGCUUACGCGGGUCAAGGAGUCAAUCAAGAGUGUCUGGCGCUGUCGGGCGCGCCCCACUACGAGAUCGGCGGCUCCAUACACAUGGUUCUGAACAAUCAACUGGGCUUCACCACACCGGCCUCGAGGGGAAGAUCGUCGAGGUACUGCACCGAUCUAGCAAAGUUUAUCGCGGCACCGGUCAUACACGUCAACGGAGACGAUCCAGAGAUGGUCGUCAGAGCCACGAGGAUCGCCUUCGAUUAUCAGAGGAAAUUCCGAAAAGACGUCUUCGUCGAUCUAAAUUGCUUCCGACGCUGGGGACACAACGAGCUCGACGAUCCAACUUUUACCAAUCCGCUCAUCUACAAUAUCAUAAAUAAUAGACCAUCGAUACCGGAUCGCUACGUGGAACGACUUAUCGAGAACAAAGUUUUGAGCCACGAGGAUGCCGCCGAAAUAGUGAACAAACACACGUCGAAGCUGAACAAGUGUCUAAAACGCGUCGACGAUUAUGAGCCAAAAGCCACUUACUUUACGGGACGAUGGUCGAUGCUGAAACAAGCCGACGCAGCCGUGACUACUUGGGACACGGGCUUCGAUCUCGAUCUCUUGAGGUACAUCGGCAAGAAGAGCGUCGAGUAUCCCGCAACAUUCAGAGUUCACCCGACGUUGAAAAAGAGCCACGUCGAAGCGAGGCUGAAGAAAGUCGACGAGGGCACGAGGCUGGAUUGGUCGACGGCCGAGGCCAUGGCCUUCGGCAGUCUGCUGCAUCAGGGCUACAACGUGAGGAUCAGCGGCCAAGACGUCGGCCGCGGCACCUUCUCGCAGAGACACGCCAUGCUGGUCGAUCAGUCCUCGGGCGAGAUGCACGUGCCUCUCAACGCCAUGCACAGCGAUCAGAUGGGCAAGAUCGAGCUGGCCAACAGCAUCCUGUCCGAGGAGGCCGUGUUGGCUUACGAGUACGGCAUGAGCGUGACCCUGCCCAACGCACUGAUCAUUUGGGAGGCGCAGUUCGGCGACUUCUUCAACGGGGCUCAGUCGAUCAUCGACACCUUCGUCAGCAGCGGCGAGACCAAGUGGAUGACGAGCACUGGCUUGACCGUUCUCUUGCCUCACGGCUACGACGGAGCUGGUCCGGAGCACAGCUCUUGUAAACUCGAACGAUUUUUGCAAUUAACCGACAGCCGAGAGGACAAACCCGAUGGCGACGACAUAAAUAUGCACAUAGUCAAUCCUUCCACUCCGGCUCAGUAUUUUCAUUUGUUGAGGCGACAGAUGGUGAGAAACUUCAGGAAGCCGCUGAUAGUAAUCGCACCAAAGACACUGCUUCGACAUGCAUCGGCGACUUCGUCUCUCAGUGACUUAGUUACUGGCACAACAUUUAAAUCAGUCAUCGGUGACGACAAAGUAACCGACAAAAAUGUUACGAAAAUCAUAUUUACAAGCGGCAAGCACUAUUACGCGCUCGACAAGCACCGGAACGAUUGCAACUUGCAAGAUGCAGCCAUCGUCAGAGUAGAGAGCCUCUGUCCGUUUCCAGUACUUGAGCUAAAUGAACAGCUUCAAAAGUACAAAAAAGCUCAAACCUACGUUUGGAGUCAAGAGGAACCACGAAAUAUGGGAGCUUGGAGUUUUAUAAAGCCACGAUUCGAAAAUCUAUGCGGUCGGAAGUUACGUUAUUCUGGUCGAGAGCCUCUAGCAACGUCAGCUGUUGGUAUUGGAAAAUUGCACCAAAGUCAGAGUGAAGAUGUCGUCGUGCGACCAUUUGCAAUGAAAUGAAACCGAAGAUUAGAGAAAAAAUUGUGAUUUGCUCGAAUUGAAGAAAAUCAAUUUUCGUUUUAAUCAGUACAAAUAAAAGACUUUAUGUAAUGAAAAAUAAUUAGUGCGAGGAUUACGACAAUUUAUAAGAUUGAAAAGAUAUUGAACCCAGGAUAAAAUGAACGUUUUUAAACAUUCUUUUGAAGUACUCUAAAAAAUAUUUUUCUCAAAAUUAAAACAAGUUAAAAAUAGCUGUUAAGGUAGAAAUAAAAUAAGUAAAAGUCUUAAAAAAUACGCAUAAUAAUUUUCAUUUGUAACCGAAUUUUAGUAACCCCUCGAAACUAUUAUGGAUCAAUCAUUAGAUAGGAUUUUUGCGCUAUAUACGAUUAAAACUUUUUUUUUUCUAAAAAAAUAUAAUUUACAGUUAUUCGUCAAAAAAUGUUCAAAAAUAAAAAUUUAAU
Molecule: messenger RNA, 3590 nt
Organism: Trichogramma pretiosum
Lineage: Eukaryota; Metazoa; Arthropoda; Insecta; Hymenoptera; Trichogrammatidae
Product: probable 2-oxoglutarate dehydrogenase E1 component DHKTD1 homolog, mitochondrial
Exons: 9
Coding region: 373-3150 (925 amino acids)
Biological process (GO): tricarboxylic acid cycle
Molecular function (GO): oxoglutarate dehydrogenase (succinyl-transferring) activity; thiamine pyrophosphate binding
Source: RefSeq, a predicted model, not a curated record